Paralichthys olivaceus (Japanese flounder) is the source of this 4620-nucleotide messenger RNA. RefSeq names its product G-protein coupled receptor 22-like. Gene Ontology annotation, biological process: cellular response to hormone stimulus; G protein-coupled receptor signaling pathway. Gene Ontology annotation, molecular function: G protein-coupled receptor activity; peptide binding. Lineage: Eukaryota; Metazoa; Chordata; Actinopteri; Pleuronectiformes; Paralichthyidae. The record is from RefSeq and is a predicted model, not a curated record. Gene Ontology annotation, cellular component: plasma membrane.
GCGGGGACCUCCGUGGAUCCAGCAGGAGACUGAGCUCUGCCUGUGGACAGUGCAGCCGUCAGUUUGUCCGUCCCACGGAGCUGUGCUGUGGACAGUGGCCCCUGGUGGAGCUGCUGGUGAGCUUGAGCGCUGCUGUGCCACAGGACAGGAGGAACGCUUCCCACUAACCCGCACACAGGUUGCGGACAUGGAUCUCUGAGAGCGCGGCUCCAACACAAGAGUGCUGUCAUCAAGCUGUUAUUUAUCCCUGCAUCAUGGUAGCUCAGCCUGGUGCAUCAUGGGAGCUCAUCAGUGGUGUGACAGAUACAAUAUAUGAGGACUGAGAGGUCGUCAUGGAGACUGACAGUUACACCUCGGGCCCAGCCACCACUGACUGGGUUGGGACGGUGGCUGGUCUGGAGGGAAUGGGAGUCCUACAGGAGCAGGGAGGAGGGGGCUUGUCCAGCAGUCCCGCCUCCUGGUACAUGCCAUACUCACUGGGCUUCCAGGUGUCGCUCACAGCCGUCCUCAUGGUGGAGCUGGUGCUGGGCUUCAGCAGCAACCUGACAGUGCUGGUUCUCUACUGCUCUCAAUCCAAUUUAGUGGACUCAGUGAGCAAUAUGGUAACUGUCAAUCUGCAUGUAUUGGACGUGGCGGUGUGUGUGCUGUGUCUGCCCCUCACGCUGGUGGUGGUGCUGCUGCCUCCAGGACCAAACCUGGCCUUGCUCUGCUGCUUCCAUGAAGCCUGCGUCACAUUUGCCAGCAUUGCCACAGCCAUCAACAUCCUGGUCAUCAGCCUAGACCGAUAUGACAUUUCAGUACGGCCGGCCAACAGGCUGCUGACCACACGCAGAGCAGCGCUUCUCCUGGCUGCUGUUUGGGUCACAUCAGUAGCUGUGUUUUUUAUCCCAUUCUUGGAAGUGCAGUGGCCCAGCCGAGAGGGAUCAGAGGAGAAAGGGCAGGCGGCACCCAUGUCUUUGUCGUCACAUAGCACCACAGUGGCACCAGCAUGGCGUAACCAGACACUGCUGUGUAUUGGUGGACAGGGCUAUCACACAAGCCUGGGAAUGUAUUACCAUCUUAUCCUGCAGAUACCCAUCUUCUUCACCACCGUGGCUGUCAUGCUCUUCACCUACUCCAGGAUACUGAGAGCUUUAAACAUCCGCAUUGGCUCCCACAUGAAGAAGAGCCAGCGGUUCAGGGGCCCUUCCUGCAGUGGGCGUCACAAGAGACAAAAGAAAAAGAAAGCUGGGCUCAGAGUAAUCGAUGGUGGGGAGCUGGGAGGGGAGCAGAGCAACAUAGAUGGUACCAAACCGCUCAGCCACCCUCCCCUCAUUCCUUCCCCCUCCCCUACACCCACAGCCACCUCCCCGCCUGCCCUGUCCUCGUCCGCCCCUCUGGUCAUCUCUGAAAUGGGUGCGGCCACUCCUAUGCCAGCCACAAUGGGUGUUCAGGCCUCGGUGUCAGCCAUCAUUGCCUUGCGGAGGGCAGUGCGGCGACAUAGGGAUCGGCGAGAGCGCCAGAGGCGGGUCUUCAGGAUGUCCCUCAUCAUCAUCACCACCUUCCUGGGCUGUUGGGCUCCCCUCUCUGUGACCAACGUGCUAAUCCUUGGCAUCGGCCCCAGUGACGCCCUGAUUAGCCUGCGCCUCUGGUUUCUGGCCCUCGCUUACGGCACCACUGUCUCCCACCCUCUGCUCUACGCUUUCACCCGACAGAAGCUGCGCCGUGCCCUCCGCGCCAAGGUUAAAAAGAGGGUGGUGUCCUUGCUCCAAGUAGACCCUUCACCAGGGGGCACUAUCAUACACAACUCCUGGGUGGAGAACAGAAAAACCACUCGGCAGGUGCGGUUGGAGGCAAGUGAGGGCACUGACCGUUGCCAGGCAGAGGCCCUGUGAGACUGACACCACUUAGUACUACUGUAAGUUAUUUCAUUAGGAGACUAACUGGCAUGUGUAGCCAGUGUAAGAAAUGUGGAAAAACACAUUUCUACCUCUGGGAGAUGUUCCACCAGUAACCACCAGCAGCAAGCCUAUAGACACAACUUACGUUCACCUCAGGCAGGAGUGGAGGGAGGCUGCUGUCGUCACUGUGGUGUGCACAGUCUUUGCAGCCGAAGCAAAUCAUACACAACAAACACUCAAGUGUAAAUAAUUUGCACUCUGUCAAACACUGAAGUCUGUUUACACAAGGAGCUGCAUGACAGAGCAUUCUCUCAGUGGUGCUUACAUAACCGCUCCAAAGAUUGUUUCACCAGCAGAUGAUCUGAUCUGCCUCCUGCUCAAAUGCUCUAAGGCAGCUCAAGAAAAUGUAAAAUCCACUUCAAAUACAUAAAUACUCAUCAAGUCUUUGAAUGUAUUGAAUGUUGUUUCUGCCUUAAUUCUGCUCUGAAAGUCUGACUGGAUGGCUGUUGUGCAUUCUGAAGACACAGAGACACAAAAUGUGAAGUUGUAAGUGUGUCGUGUUGAUGAGGGCCAGUCCACAGAGAGCAGGUGAGGCACAUGUCUGAGUACAAUUAAAAUGUGAAAUACUUAAUGCAUUUUGGCUUUAGCUUUAGUUAUUAUAUGUUUAAAUGUUACGGUGUUUAUAUAAAACACUGCAAUAGCUCUUGUUUUCCAGAUUUUUAUCAAAUUGUGUAAUAUCUUGUUGGUAUGUUGCAUAUACUGCAGGGACAAGCACAGGUAUCAUUCAUGACAAAAGUUUGACAUUGGGAAAAUAUGCUUAUUUGCCUUCUUGCUGAGAGUUAGAUGUUCAGAUGAACAUCUAACUCUCAGCAAGAUGAAUAUACACAGAGUGUAUAUGAGAAAUAUGAAGCUACAGCAGCAGUGGCCAUAGCUUAGCACAAAAACCGUAAAAAGAGAACCAGUUGCCCUGGUUCAGUUAAAGAAGAACAAUAAUUUCUAAUGGUAAGCUUUUGUAAAAAAAAAAAAAAUUCUUUUUCAGGCUUAGACUCUGGAAAAUGUCUGAAAAAUCUGGUAAGGACAUUCUCUGGAAUUGGCCUUUCACAUAUGAAGAACUUAGCAGGAGAUUGUAUGGAUCCGGAAAGUGUCUGGGUAUAACAUGAAAGCAGCAGGACAUAAUGUAUACAUUCCACUGUGGAAAUCACAUAUUUUAGUUAACAUCACAUUGACCAGCAUCGGCCCUUAUUACUUACUCUCGUUGACUUUCCAUCUUGACAUCUUCUUUUGCAUCUUCUACGUGUAUGGCACCCUGCAUCUUCAUCCUGAGAUAUUUAUAUUAUUUUUGUUUUUUCCAGUUUUGUGUGAUAGAAACGUCAUCAACAUGCUCGGUGUUCAUUUUCAGCACAUUAUCCUGCUGUAUUCUCACAUGGGCUCACUUGGAAAGUUUACUAGGGGGCGGGCAGUAAAAGUCCCAGAAGAUGUUGUCACAUACAGUUUCUCUUGAAAAUUCUUUUGAAAAUUUUCAUGAAAAUGUCCACAGGUCAGUUUUGCUUUGAUUGAAGGUUUUGUCACACUGACCUGCCAACCUUUCCAUGUAUCAAGUCUUUACUCUGGCGUUUACCUGGCUGCUGGCUGUAGUUUCAUAUUUACCACACAGACAUGAGUGCACGUUAUCAAUCUUUGAUGACAAGAAAGUGAAUAAAUGCAUUUUCUAUUCAUUUAAACUGUUAAAUUGAUCAGGUGUUAAUAAAAUCCGGGGCAACUAAUUAAAAUGAAAGUGUAAAAUGGACAGAUGAUGAACAGAAUAUGAAGAAAACUUAAUGAAGUCUUGUACAUCACCAAAAAUUACAGUCUUGAAAAUAACUGUCGUGUUCAGUCAAUACAAUUCUGGCACAUUAUAAAUAAAACCUAAAGCUUGAAUAGUAUUUAUUGCAGACCUGUUGUUUGGAGGUUAAUUGUGGCUCAAAGCAUGCUACUCUCUUGUGGAAUAUCUUUCAUGUACACCAUGUAAAUAUUGAACAGAUUUGAAUUUACUACAUGUGAAGUCAACAGUACAAGUCACUUGGUCUGUGUGAUUAGAGAUUGACUUUUCUAGAUUAGACAAGUGUUUUGGUUACACCCGGCCCGUCUUUAUCAGCACCCAGACAUCUGGUCCCAUGGGUCAUGUCAAUCUAAGUGUCCAGCAAACGCAAGAGAGAAACUGUCACUACAAUUGAGCGCUGACAGCUUUGUGAUAUUUUUAAUAGAACUAGUGUUUGCUGUUAACUUUGUUGUAAACUACCUGCUUGUGUGUUCACUGCUGUAAUGCUGUACUCACACCAGGGCUCAGUUUAGAGGCCAUGUGAUUUCUGUCGCACAUUUAAUGCAAUCCUGAAUGUAAACAUACGCGCACACACACACACGCACACACACACACACACACACACACACACACACACACACACACACACACACACACACACCGUAGACUGUAUAAUAAUAUGGAUGCCAUGUCUCUACUUCCUCCCACUAUUCAAAAGUAAAGAUCUGGAAUUCUACACACGCUGGACCAAUAGCAAGUCAUCAAUCAUGAUCUUUCAUCCUGUUUUCAUGAUGGUCAAAUUACUAAUUAUAAUGAAAGUUACUGGAAAAACAAAGAGUUGAACAUACAUCAGAUAAGAACAACUUCACAUGACAGAAACCAUCUUUGAGAAAAUCUAUUUAAUAUGUAGGCCUACUUUGACUUUUUAGUGUGGUCCAUGUC